Molecule: messenger RNA, 2246 nt
Organism: Dreissena polymorpha
Lineage: Eukaryota; Metazoa; Mollusca; Bivalvia; Myida; Dreissenidae
Exons: 7
Coding region: 52-546 (164 amino acids)
Source: RefSeq, a predicted model, not a curated record
ACAUAAAAUAUAUAAAACAACUUUACAUAUUGCAAGACGGUGUGUAAAAACAUGUACAUCUAUCUAAUAGCUGCCCGUUCUGUAUCCACACUCAACCCGGAUGUGCUGCUACCGCUAAUUGGUGCUGGCUGUGGCGCAUUAAUGUUCCUCACAUUAACGGUACUCGUAUGCGUUUGCAGAAAACGGAAAAUGCGGGAAAACUCUGUGGCGAACAAAAGAAAUAAACGAAGGACACGAAAUGAAGAUCAGAUUUACAUUACUGCAGUCGGAGUUUUGGAACAUGAACCUCCUACAGCGUCUCAAGAUCAGAUGUACAUUACUGCAGUCGGAGUUUUGGAACAUGAACCCCUUACAGCGUCUCAAGGAAAUGGUCAAGUUGGACAAAGCGACACUAGCAGCGUUUCAAAUGCUGUUCAUAAGUUUUCAACAUUCAAAGUUCUUCAAGAUUCUUCAGAGGUCGAAACAGUUGCGGGGGAAGAGGAUAAACACUAUGCUGAGAUCAUUGACUUGUUGGUCGCACCAACAACAACACCAAACUCAUUGUAACGAUUUGUUCUCAGUAACUUCAAGUUUAUCAGUUAUACGUUACACUUUAAUCGUUAUACGGUGAUUUGUAAAAACUAGUCUGUCGGUUAUCAGAUACCAUACGUCCGUAAACCACUAGUUCAUCUAUUACAUUCAACCUCAAGUCUUUCAGUAAUAUCCAGCCAUAAGGCUAUCGAUUAUCUGCAACAACACGUUUAUCAGUAAUAUGUUGCAUAAAGAAUGUCGGUUACCAGUAACAAUAUGUCCAUCUGUUAUCUGUAACAAUAACUAUGUGUAAACACGUGUUUAGCGGCUAUCCGUUGCCACGAGUUUAUCCCUGUUCUGAUACUAUAAGUGUAUCGUUUAACCGUGACCGCACGUAUAUCGGUUAUGGGUAUACGCAAGCAAAUUUAUUCUUGAAUUGGACAUUUGUUAACUCAGUGCAUUUCUGCACGCAAUUUGACUUUGUAUAUAUUAUGUGUAGUAGGCAAUAUUACCAGAAAUAAAAACACCAUACAUAAUAAUUAAAUAAAUGUAUUCGACCAUUAACACUUGUGUUUUCCGAUAUGUGUAAGAGCUAUGCCUGGAACCAGUGAUAUAUGUAUGCGAAGAUUUGGACACAAUAAUUAUGUUGAACAUUAGAUGUGAAUAAACUUGAAUGGUAACAUUCGAUUGAAAAAUUGAAUCAGAAAAGCUCCGGUGUGAGUGCCAUUUUUGUAAACAACUUUACUGACAGGUAAUUACAUUUAGUUAAAACUGACUGUGUAAUUACAGUAACAGUAAUUAAUAUAAAUCAAUGUUAAUAUUGUUUUACAUUUAUUUAUGUAAUUGUGCACGAAACGCAUGUAAAUUUGAGUUUGUGCUUAUGUUUUUAUAAAGAAAUUUCUAUCAAAUACAUCUUAAAAUUAACCAUUUAAAUCGAGUUUAACUUCCAAUUUCUUUUAAUGAAACGGCCAUAUGAUAAUUUAUCAAUCUUUAUAAUCAUAAAGACGAGUUCAUAUGUUUUAAUGUUUGAAUGGACACACACGUAUGACUGUAAAAACACAAUACGUGUUAAUACCCUACUUGUUUAUAUAUUGACGAUGGCAACUUCAUUUAUUAAAAAAAUCACCAACAUCAUAUUUGUUAUGCUUGUAUUCCACCGAAUUAAAAAAAAAAGCAGUUGUUUUACACUAAAAAGAAUUGGUGACGGUUUCAUUACAACACAAUUGUUAAUUAAUGGUUGUAUUAAAUCAAAAUAAUAUCCGGAAAAGUUGUUUGUCUCCAAAAUAUUAGCUGAAACGUUUAUUUUUUUAACCAAAAUAUAUCAGUACUGGCUGUUUUUCCAAGAUAAAAUAAUUAACGGUUGUAUUUCAAUACAAUAAAUCCACAACUGCUUUAUAUUACCAAAAUGAUAUCAGUGACGGUUGUAUUACACACAAAUAAUGUUGUUACUAUAAAUAGAGAAUAACAGGUUACUGCAUGAUAGUAAUGUAAUAUAUCAGGCGAGGCUUAGAACUAAAAUUAAUGGCAAGGCUUGCCGAGCCGUUGUUUUAUUCCUGCCGAGCCUGAUAUAUUACACAAAGAUCAGGCAGUAACGUGUUUUCCUGUUUAUCAUACCUCUACGUCACACAAUGUACAAGCAAUUGUGAAAAAUAAUCACUGCGACGCUGCAUUUUGCGGUAAUGGAUAUGAUUUUUGGCGCUUGAUGUGUUAAUAAUGUCGCCAUGAGUACUUGCGCU